UAUCAAUCACACUCACAAACCAUCAAAACAAUCAUUUUCUGUGGAUUCAUCAUAUUCAAUUCCACUUUCUAUCCAAAAUGAAGUUCUCCAUCGUUGCUCUUGCCGGCCUUGUCAGCGCCGUCUCUGCCGCUUCUCUCCCCGCGCGCUUCUCCCUCAUCGCCGAUGACAACACCCCCGUCCUCACUGACGGCGAGUACGUCUAUAUCGGCAACGACACCUCCAAGAGCACCUCCAAGCUGAUCCUCUCCGGUGGUGCCAACGGUGGUGGUCUGACCUACCUCGCUAAGGGCGCCGUCCCCACCGCCUGGCAAAACCUGUACAUCAUCGAGAACAGCGUCUCGCCCAUCUCCUUCACCCAGCCUCACUCCGGCGCUGUUCCCAACAACGCCAACACCACUGGCUUCGGCGUCAACGAGCAGGGUUACCUGACUCAGGGCGGUAGGGCUUGGUUCGCUGUUGACGGUUAUGGCGAUGUCCCUGCCAAGGAGGUCUACUGGUACGGUGCUCACAGCUCGGAGUACAAGGCUGCCUACCUCAAGGUUCAGGAGUGCACUACCGAGGAGUGCUAA
Aspergillus vadensis CBS 113365 is the source of this 569-nucleotide messenger RNA. RefSeq lists its product as uncharacterized. The record is from RefSeq and is a predicted model, not a curated record. Lineage: Eukaryota; Fungi; Ascomycota; Eurotiomycetes; Eurotiales; Aspergillaceae. The transcript has 3 exons. The coding region runs from base 78 to 569 and encodes 163 amino acids.